Molecule: messenger RNA, 4690 nt
Organism: Limulus polyphemus (Atlantic horseshoe crab)
Lineage: Eukaryota; Metazoa; Arthropoda; Merostomata; Xiphosura; Limulidae
Product: yrdC domain-containing protein, mitochondrial-like
Exons: 3
Coding region: 1091-3079 (662 amino acids)
Biological process (GO): regulation of translational fidelity; animal organ development
Cellular component (GO): cytoplasm; nucleus
Molecular function (GO): double-stranded RNA binding; nucleotidyltransferase activity; tRNA binding
Source: RefSeq, a predicted model, not a curated record
UUUGAACUGUGAAAGUCCAGUUUCAUCACGUAGCCGUCAUUCUUAUCAUUUUCAACUGACGGAUCACUGGACAAGUUUCUCCUGCGACCCCGCCCAUGUUUCCCUUAUACACUGUAUUGUUUCAAAUAGUUAUAUGACGAGCUGUGCGCAGUCGUUUUGAAAUGAUAUUUUAUAGUAUAAUAGUAGAAGGACGCCAUAUGGACUGACGUAACUGUUAAAUCUUUCCUGGAAAUUAUAAAAGGUUUCCUGUAAACCGAACACUACAGUACUUCAUCAACCACGCCAACUCCACGUCAUAUGUAAGCACAAGCUUCUUGGUGUCGGGUAUAUUUGUUUGAAGCCGAGCUGGCACCCAGAGAGGUGUCCUCUAGUACAGCACCCCUCUCAUAUUACAAGUAGUGCAGGCCGACUCUAAAAGGUGCAAUCCAACCCCUCCCAUGAGCCUUCAAAGUGCAAGCCUCAGCUAACUAGGUAUACAAGCAACGAGCAACCACUCCACAGAAAAUAGAUCCUAUAAAAGAAGCGGUAAUACGAGCUAGCAAGUGCUCGAAAUCUGUCCGAUAAGGUUUUUAUUACAAGGCCUAUAGCUCUGGAUUCUCGUAGCAUGUUGGUGGGACAGUAUUCAGUAUAGUGAAGGAGUUAUGAAGAGAUGGAAAGUUCAGGUUCCAUAGAUUUCCCUGAAACUGAGUAAUUUGAUCUUGGUGCUUCUUGAAGUCAAACACAGACAACCCUACUACCUCAGUAAACUAAUGAGAUACCAGAUAUGCCCGGCUUAGAUUUCUGUACAGAAGAUAUUGGCAAGGCCUGUGUCGUUAACUGAGCGAGGUUCAAGUAACACAAACGUAAGAAAGGCAGCUGUAAAGACACAGAGGGAAAUACUAGCUCCUUCAGAAAUGUGACUAGAAGCACAGAAAAAUUCUAAAGAAUAAUGACAGUAAGAUGAAUAGAGCCUAGAAGAGAGAAAAAAGAGAGAGAUGCAGAAUCAAGAUGAUAAAUUAAGUAAAAAACCCUGAAGAAAAGAACGGAGAAUCUGAACUAACAUCUCUUGAUUGAUUAACUGGGCAACAGAUAGGACUACGCAGAAACCACAAUGAACGAGCUCCUUGGAUGGUAUGGUUAUGAGAAGUUGGACAGUAGAGAAACUCAGGGACUUAACCUUCAACAUUUCACGGCUGCUACUUCACCAAGGACGUCAUCGACUCCAGAUGGCAGUGGUUCUGAAGAUACCAGCCGGGAUGUAUCCUCUAACCAGGGUGCAACUAGAGUCCUUACUCCUGGAACUACCAAUAGCGAAACAAAAGAAUCUAGCCCGAGAGUAGAAGAGUACAACAAUCUUCCAUCUGGGUGCAUAAUUUGUGCGUGGUGUCAGAAAGUGGGAAUGAAGCUUUUUACUUUGAAAACAACCAAUGGCAGUAAAGCAUUUUGUAGCGAACUUUGCUUUACUCAAUGUCGAAGAGCAUCUUUUAAAAAGAACAAAGUCUGUGAUUGGUGUAAACAUGUGCGGCACACUGUUAACUACGUCGACUUUCAGGAUGGAGAACAACAGCUUCAAUUCUGUAGUGACAAGUGCUUGAACCAGUACAGAAUGAAUAUAUUUUGCAAAGAGACCCAAGCUCAUCUCCAAAUGCAUCCACAUUUGAAAGAAGCAGCGUGUAAAAUAUCAGCUAGUGGCUCAAUGAACUUGAUUACUCCUGAGCUCUGGCUUCAAGACUGCAAAACACCAGGUUUCACAAAUGGCCAUGGUCCCAAGAGCUCAGAGACAAUGGAGGAUCGAGAUACUCCACCAGUAGACAGAAAUAAGAGGACGACGUCUUCCACUCCAUUAUCCCUCAACGCUUCGGGAAACUCCUCUUUCCGAGAGAAUGAAAUACCAACUCGGCAGUCUUCCAAAGGGAAAGAACAAGAUAAACCACGUCGUUCUACUCGCAACUCAACAAAACAUUAUUCUGAAACAACACUCACACCACCUCAUCGUCACACAGUACGCUCCCCAAGCAUCACACCUCAUAGCCCACCCAAUGUGGGUCUUCACAGCAGCUUGUUGAACGGUCCCUGUUCGACAAUCAAUUCCCACCAAUCUCACGCUCCUUCAAAUGUGCCUCCUCCUUUUCCCUUUGGUCCUGAUCACAUGCGACCUCAAAUGAUUUCUCCUAGCAUGUAUCCGUCACCUCUAAACCUAAUGGCUCAGCAACAAAUGGAAGCAUUGUUCCGAAUGCAGCAUGGAUUAGGGAUCAGACCGAGUCUCGCGCCACUUCCUGUUCCUCCGAGUUUAAUGCCACCCAUUCCCCCUUUGUCACAAACUAGUGUGCCCUGCUCAUUUCCGAGCCCUCAACCUCACCUACUUCCUCACACUCAAACACACAGCUCCUCGUCAUCCUCUCUCUUUCCUCCCGUGACGAUGAUGGUUCCUUGUCCUAUUCCUUUUCCUAUUCCUAUUCCUAUCCCCAUUUUUCUUCCUCUUUCACCUAAACUUUGGGAAAAAGCUAAAUCUCAGUUUUCAAGCGGAGAAAAUGAGUCUCAACCCCAAACAUCUUUGACAGAAAGUUUGGGAAAUCUUCCAAGCAACAAGAACAAUAAGACCAGAAAGACAUCUGAAGUUUCUUCUACCAAAAGAGUUGAUUCUGUGAUAACAAAACUGGUAUCUGAGCAGCGGAUUCCUUACUCGAGCUCGCACUCAAACACUCUACGACUAAGUCCAGGAGGAAUAGAUAAUACCUCUCAUUUUUCAAGCAGAAUUACCCAGUCAGUUGGUCAAGGAGAAAAAUCGUUCGAUGAAUCCACCACCAGAUGCCGUCUUCUGGAAACAGUAAGUACUGACGAUGAUAAUUUUACAUCAGAGGACAGCGAAUUAGGCGCUUUGGGCACUUCUGGCUUAGACGCCAGUCCUGUUUAUUCAUAUUCCUUUUCUAACGUCGCUCUUAGAGACGAAGGCGACAGGUUGAAUGUGGAUCAAUCUGCAAAUUGUUAUAACUCAGUGGUUAAACCAGUCUCUCUUAGACAAAAGCGGCCGUCUCCAGAAUCUGUGAACUCAACUUCCACGUACAAAAGAAAGUGUAUACAAGAAAAUUCACCAAAAUAAAACUAGCAUAGAAUAUUGGUGUUAUCUCAUAAUUAAAAGACCCCGAAUAAUUUUAUGAUUGCUUCAAAAUUUCUCUUUACUCUGUUCCUUUUAAUCAUUUCAGACAAGAUCCAAACACUCCAGCCUUUAUCAGGCAGUAGUUACUCAAUUGUCCGUCCGAUGGUUCUAAUCAUUCAAUGUUAUGAAGUUCAAGCUACUCAGACAGAAUAAAAGGAAAAUCACUCAGAACAGAAUAACAAAGAGAUUUGUUGAUUUCAUUUAUCAUAUUGAGAAGGGGUAGGUAAAAUAUUAUUAAAUUUACCAUUUUAGAAAGCAAAAAACAAAAACAUAAACCAUGAGCAAUUAAACUGUUGUCCCUAUUUUGUGAGUUUCCCAAGAGUUUGAAUACUUCAUCAAUCUUUUGUUUUCGAUUGUUUGUUUUAUGCGCUGUCUCAGCUUUAUCUUGGUAUUGCUUGCUUAUAAGGAAAAGCGAAAAAAUGACCUAUAUAAAUAUGGCAUUUAAUCAAACUGCAUCAAGUUAAGGUUUUGCUGUUCUUUUCAAAAUUGUAAUAUGGAUAUGCAACUAAUCCGCAUUUUUAUGUAGCUUGUAUAACGCCGAAUCGAAGCAUGAAGGUGUGAUCAAACAAGGCUGUGUCCACUUCAUUCAGACUAAGUAUAAUUAAUAUGGUCUGAAUAAACUAUCUUGCUGUAGUAUAAUAGGGUAAGGUUGAGAACGAAGUGUUAAAAAAAACUGUUAGUAGUUUUGUUUUGAUAUAUCAUUUCUUGUACCUUGCAAUUGACGCUCUCUUAAUUAAAAAAAAAACCUGGUGAUUUUUUUGUAGCGAUUCAAGUGUUUUCUAGCCUUAAAUUUUGUAUUAUUCAAAGAUUUUAUCGUUAUUAUAUCAACAAAAUAUUUAACUGUUUCACCUAUAUUUCAAUCAUUACAUUUUGACUGAGCCGUGUAGUCCGCUCUUAAUUAGCUUUAAUAUUUGAACAUUUUCUUUCUAAAAACACCUGACAACCAGUUCUCAACCUUGUGAAAUUAAAAGCACGUAUUAAGACUAGUGAAAAUUUACAAAUUGUACAUUAUUAGUUUUUAUGAAAAUAACCCAUAGUGUGCAAUUCAAUUUACUUUUAUUUUGAAGGGAAAUAUUUUGGGCAUGACAUUGUUUACUGUCCGCUGAAGGAAUGACCUUUGUUCCGACAUUGUCAUUUUUCCGGUUUUGGAAAAUUUUUAUGUAAAUAAGUAUAUUUUAAUCUGUACAGACUUUCGUGCUUUUCUUUGUGUAAUAUAUGGUUAUAAAGGUUCCAUUUAAAAAUAUUUCGGAGCUUUUUAGACUAAAUUUUUUGCUUCUGUUUAGUAGUGAGCUGUUUAAUAUAUAUAUAUAUAUAUAUAUAUAUAUAUAUAUAUAUAAUGCUAAAGACAUUAUAUAAGAUCUUUCUCAUCUCGAACAGAUUUGUAAAUAAGCUAAAAGCAGGCAAACUUGAGCUCAUUUUAAGAGCACAACUGUCUGAAAAAUGUAAGCUUCGUCACAAAACUAUAUAUACGGUUGUGAAUGUACAUUUAAAUGUGUCAGAAAAACUCUUGUUUCUCUCCUCGAUCUUUGGGAAAUAAAGUAAAUUUUACAAUCA